GGGUUCCAGGUCUAUAAGUUCUUGCACCGUGUGUGUGUGUGUGUGUCAGUGGGUGGGUGUAUUAAUGGGUGAGCGUGUUCCAACUUAUUUCAAUCCCUAUGUGAAUGGCUGAUUAUCUCACUCGGUAGCUUAAGUUUGAGGGGAGCAGCACCAUAAAGCCCUGCAGAGAGAGUGAAAGACGAGUGGAGUCAGCAUGGCCCAGAAAAGUAACUUUCAUUUCUCCAUCCGGGAAUACACACCAUCCGAUCGACUUGUGCUCAUGUCAUUCUUUCGUGAUGGGAUCAUGGAGCAUGUAUACCCGGCCUUCUUCAAGACCAUGAGCCACCCCGACCACAUAGGCAUUGCUCUGAGUAUUUCCAUGGCUGGCUAUGUGUUGGGUGGCAGCUCCUACUUCCAGGCUUUGCUCUUUGGCAGCGCAUGGGCUGGCCUCCUUUACUACUGCUGCCACGAGAUCUAUGAAGGCUACAUGAUGCGGUGGCUGUGCACAGAUAUGGCUGACAUUCAAACCAGCUACCUGGAAAACCCAGAUAAUGGUUUCUGGGUAGCAGAGGCAGAUGUUAAAGGCCGGACCAAGGUAGUGGGGAUGUUGGCAGUGAUGGGGAAGAGGGGCAUGGAAGAAGCUGAGAGGUUUGAUGACUUGAACGGAGGAGUGGCUGCAGGUGGCUCAGAAUUUUUCCAAGAUGCUGGAGAUGGGAGUCAUGGCGAGAUGUUCCACAUGGUUGUGGCUUUCCCAUGGCGCCGCAAAAACGUGGGCUCGCUGCUGAUGCAGAAAGCCCUGGACUUCUGCAAAGAGCAAGGCUACACCCGGCUUGUCUUGGAUGUCAGCUCACCACAGACGGCAGCCAUUUCUCUGUGCCAGAAAUUUGGCUUUGUCAAAACUGCGACCCACAGUAACACACAUGCCAAUCGCUGGUUCUCCAAACUGGCCAGAAUAAAUGUGAUGCGAAUGGAGAAGUGUGUUUCAUCCUAAAUGGACGUUAUACCUCAACUGUACAGCACAUUAACAAUAUUGCAGUUAAUUUAUGCUUCUUGUCUCGUGUAAUGCGCUCUGCUGAGUGACCUCUGGUCAUAGAGGGCUCCAGCUUGCGAUCAUGGCUGUGUGAAGAAGAAGUAAAAAUACAUUAAAUUUCAUGUUUUUUCCACAAAGCA
Molecule: messenger RNA, 1149 nt
Organism: Solea senegalensis (Senegalese sole)
Lineage: Eukaryota; Metazoa; Chordata; Actinopteri; Pleuronectiformes; Soleidae
Product: N-acetyltransferase 8
Exons: 2
Coding region: 194-970 (258 amino acids)
Molecular function (GO): N-acetyltransferase activity
Source: RefSeq, a predicted model, not a curated record